AUGAACACGCCCCACGCCCCCCGAACAACGACGGCCCUGUCCCUCGACAAUAACUCUCACGACGCAGCAAACAACUCUUUCAGAGGUCGUGAUACCUCCCUUCGCUCAGCUUCCCGUCCCAUACCCGUUUCAGCUCAUUCGUCUUCCCGUGCCGGUGCAUCCCUUACACCAAACCACCGACACGACCACGCCUAUGCUACACUAUCCACCAGUCCUCUGUCCUCCUUUACGCUUCCCGAUGUCUCUGUCACCACGCCGCCGCUUGCUCAUUUCCGCGCCGAUACAAUAGCACCUUCUUCCAUACAAGACGGCGAACUACCGCCUGCGCAGGCAAACACAUUGGUUAUCGGGUCACCGGCUGUCCCGAGACGCUCUGUCAGUCCUGUCGGCUCCUUACGUAUCUCAACUGAUUUCGCUCGGCGCCCGACGACCCCAGAUCGCCGCGAAUCUUUUAACAACAACGGCAAUGGCAGCGGCUCAUCACGAGGCUCGUUGACGUUGAACCACAAGGCUUCGUCCAACAGCCUACACCCUCUUUCAAGAACUCCGAGCCUGAAGGCUGCUUUGACCAACAGUCUUGGAUCAGUCAGUGGAACGAGUAGCCUCGUACCUAGCCCUAUUAUUUCUGCUAUGGGAGAUAUGACACCUCUUCCGAGCCCGCUCAUGUCGGGUGAUUCUCCAGGACCCUGGAAGAGGCUGAGUGCAGGUUCUUCGUCACCACCCCAAAAACGCCUCACAAGUGUUGGGGAGGGCUCUGUUCUGGUCACGAGUACGGGCGAAUCGAUUGACGCAGCAAUUGCGCAUGGUGCUAAACGCAAAAUAUAUUCAUCUCUCGAGCCUGGCGACCAUGUACAAAUACAAUCAUCAACAAACCAGCCACCAAAACACCAUACACGAAACCGAAGCGUUAGCGAAUAUAAACCUGAUCCUAUGAACAUACCCAAGAGACAAAUAUCAGUCUCUACACGACCAAAUAAGGAAGCUCCUGUACGAGAGCCCCAGAUCCGACGAGAACUCAACCUGGCUGAAUCACGAGGACUUGCGCCUACGGUCGUCCAACCGCCAACCCCUCCUCCUAGUGAGUCAUCGCGAGAUUCGGCCGACGGAACCAGCAAACCCAUAGGACCCAGUUUCGAGUACUUUGAAGCGAACGGGCGUAAUGAUAAGAAGCGACGACGAUGGCGAGCCGUGCGAAUGCUUGGUCAGGGAACGUUCAGCAGGGUCAUGCUGGCAACAAGUCAGAUAGAACCCGACGACGACUCACCUGAAGUUGACCACGGAAGGCUUACACCGAAACCCGAGCAAAGCCUUGAUCGCAAGUCGCUGGUCGCAGUCAAAGUCUGUGAACAUGGUCCAAAGGGAGGUGCCAGCGAGGAACGUGUGGAAAUGAGUCUGAAGCGCGAGCUUGAGAUCAUGCUCUCCAUACACCACCCCUCGUUAGUCGAUUUAAAGGCGUGGAGCAUUGAACCAACCCGAGCCAUUCUUGUCUUGAGUUAUUGCCCAGGAGGCGACAUGUUCGAUAUUGCUACAUCACACCGCGCUGUACUUAAAGAGCCUUUGCUGCGAAGAAUAUUUGCCGAGUUGGUCGGCGCGGUGAGCUAUCUUCAUGAGAGGAGGAUUGUUCACCGAGAUAUAAAACUCGAGAAUUUGCUUGUUAACCUCACCCCCUCUGAACUUGCGGAUCCGUCAAUCGAUUGGACGACUUAUCCCUACUCAGUAGUCAUCUUGAGUGAUCUAGGGCUCUCGAGACGUAUCGCAGAUGAUGAGAAACUCGAGACUCGAUGCGGAUCUGAAGACUACGCAGCCCCUGAGGUCAUCAUGGGUCAACCCUACGACGGCCGAGCCACUGAUGCUUGGUCGCUUGGUGUACUUCUCUACGCCCUUCUCGAGGCACGACUUCCGUUCGACCCUCACCCCGGCAUGAGCGAUGCGCACCGCAUGCGUAGCCGUACUAGUCACCGCAUUGCCAGAGUCGAAUGGAAGUGGGUCGAGUAUUUUGGCGAUGACACUGACCAUGAUGGUGAUGAGGCCAAGUUCAAGGCGAAGGGUCUCCUUGGUGCCAUGGAGAUCACUGAAGGGCUAUUGAGACGUGCCAGGGGUCGAUGGACCGUUGACAAGGUAUCAAAGACGCCAUGGGUCCAGGGCGCAAUCAAUGUCGAGGGCGGUUUACGCUUUCGGGAAGAGAAGGACGGCGAAGAAGUCUCUUGA
Fusarium venenatum is the source of this 2208-nucleotide messenger RNA. Its product is annotated as kinase-like domain-containing protein. NCBI's taxonomy places the organism in Eukaryota, Fungi, Ascomycota, Sordariomycetes, Hypocreales, Nectriaceae. Gene Ontology annotation, cellular component: cytoplasm. Gene Ontology annotation, biological process: intracellular signal transduction; protein phosphorylation. The record is from RefSeq and is a predicted model, not a curated record. Gene Ontology annotation, molecular function: ATP binding; protein serine/threonine kinase activity.